AUUAACGAAGCAAAUUUGAGUGGUGAUUCUGAAGUGCAAAAAUUCUAUGAUGGCUCUGUGGUGUUUAUCACGGGAGGAUCAGGGUUCGUUGGAAAACAUCUGAUCGAAAAACUUAUCAGAACGACAAACGUAAAAAAGAUCUACGUGCUGCUGCGGGCGAAGAAAGGGAAAAAUAUUCAAGAAAGACUUGAACAAAUUUUACAGGAUCCGCUGUAUUCAGAGCUACGGAAAGACAACCCCACUUUUGUGGAUAGAAUAAUGCCAAUACUAGGUGAUGUUUCUGAAAUAAAUCUUGGUUUAGACGAGAAGUCUUGGGCAAUCCUAACUGAUGAGGUAAACGUUAUUCUCCACUCAGCAGCAACAGUUAAUUUUGUUGAAAAAGUGAAAUUAGCUACGAUAACAAAUGUGCGUGGCGUGAGAGAGAUGCUAAAGUUAGCGAAAGCUUGUAAAAAUAUUAAGUCAGUAGUCCACAUAUCAACAGCCUAUUCUAAUGCAACUAAGAGUCGUAUAAAACAAGAGAUAAAUGAAGAUUUCUACGACAGUCCCAUACCUCCAGACGUGUUGAUUGAGCUCAGUGAGACUCUUGACACUGAUACUGUUGAAGAUAUGUGUAAAAUUUUUAUGAAUGAGUGGCCAAAUAGUUACACGUUGACAAAGGCUGUUGCGGAGGACCUUGUGAGGAGGGAGAAGGAUCUGCCGAUUUGUAUCGUUAGACCCAGUAUUGUAAUAGCUGCAUAUAACGAACCCACGCCGGGUUGGAUUGAAAGGAAAAAUGUGUUUGGACCAAGUGGAGUUUUGGUCGGUUUGAGCUUAGGUGUGAUUCACGUCAUUUUAGCUGACACAGCCAUAUUUAUAGAUAUUGUACCAGUUGAUUAUGUGAAUAACACUGUAUUAGUAGCAGCCUGGAAGAAUUAUUUAAGAUACCAAUUAAAUGAAAAAGAGAAAAAAAUAUAUACCGUUACAAGUACCAGAAAGCCUUUUAAAUGGGGAUCAUUUCGUGAAAUAUUAAUAAAUGAAGGCAGACAACUAAUGUCGUCGAAAGCUAUUUGGUACGGUUUCGCAUUGGAAAUUAAGUAUAAAACACUUUAUUCCGUAUUCGUUUUGCUGCUGCAUUUCAUUCCGGCCUGUAUUGUUGACGGAUGCUGCUUAUUGUUAGGGAUUAAACCAAGAUUAUUUAAGGCCUACCAAAUGAUUGAAAAAUUGUUUACCAUCUUCGGGUAUUUCACCAUGAAGGAAUGGUUCUUCGAAGACAAGAAAACUAUGAAUCUCUACAAUGAGCUUUCAAAGACGGAUAAAAUAUUAUUUAACUUUGAUGUAACAAAUAUAGAAACGAGGGAGAACAUCCGGUCGUGGUUGUACGGGAUCAAAAAGUACGUUAUUAAGGACGAUAUGACUGACGUUGAGUACUCUAUGAAAAAACAGUUCUGGUUCAGAAUAGCAAAUUACAUAUUCGUUCCUGCAUAUUCAUUUUUCCUAUUUAAAUUAGUGUCUUAUGCAUUUAUUUUUAUACAUAACGUUUUAAGUUUUUUGUUUUCCAACUCAGACAUUAUUAAAGCUAAAUAGUUUUCCAUUUGAAUCAAAAUAACAUGUGAUAAAUGAUUUGAAUACCUACUCUCGAUUUUUUUGUGAACAAAGGUAUCUAGGAUUGGCACUGCCUAUUUAUGGCUCAAUGUAAAACGUUAUGUACAGAGAGAUAUUUAUUAUAGACUAACUAAAUGAGUUGAUGUGUAAUAUUUACUAAUCAUAGGAUUGUAUAUCUAAUAACCAAUUAGAAGUAACUUAGCAAUAUUGCAAAUUUUUAUUAAAUAAUAAUAAA
This is a messenger RNA of Melitaea cinxia (Glanville fritillary), 1816 nucleotides long. Its product is annotated as fatty acyl-CoA reductase wat-like. Gene Ontology annotation, biological process: long-chain fatty-acyl-CoA metabolic process. The transcript has 10 exons. The annotation marks the transcript as partial. Gene Ontology annotation, molecular function: alcohol-forming very long-chain fatty acyl-CoA reductase (NADP+) activity. Lineage: Eukaryota; Metazoa; Arthropoda; Insecta; Lepidoptera; Nymphalidae. Gene Ontology annotation, cellular component: peroxisome. The record is from RefSeq and is a predicted model, not a curated record.